Messenger RNA from Solanum pennellii, 741 nucleotides. RefSeq lists its product as uncharacterized. The coding region runs from base 1 to 741 and encodes 246 amino acids. The record is from RefSeq and is a predicted model, not a curated record. Gene Ontology annotation, molecular function: zinc ion binding; nucleic acid binding. Lineage: Eukaryota; Viridiplantae; Streptophyta; Magnoliopsida; Solanales; Solanaceae. The transcript is spliced from 2 exons.
AUGGGUCUAGCAGACACCAUCCAAGAAAAUAAUCAAGCAUCGAAUCAAAAUCGUGCUAAGGCGAUGAUAUUUCUCCGUCAUCACCUUGAUGAAGGUUUGAAAAUGGAAUAUCUCACUGUUAAGGAUCCUCUGGUGUUGUGGAACAAUUUGAAAGAUAGAUAUGACCACCUGAAGUUGGUCGUCCUUCCACAGCAACAAUACCGAGAAAUGAGAUUUAAAAAGUAUUCCGAAUUAAUUUCACAUCUCCUUGUUGCUGAACAACAUAAUGACUUACUGAUGAAAAACCAUGAUAGUCGACCUACUGGUUCUAUGUCAUUUCCUGAAGUAAAUACAACAAAUUUUCACCAAUCUAGACGUGAAAAAGGUCGUGGCCCCAAUCGUGACCAUGGUCGAGGUCGAGGAAGAAAUUUUAAUCAUGGUGAUCGUUUUGCACUAAAUAAUAACCUUCAACACCAUCAGUGUAAAAAGAAGAAUGAAAAACAUGACGUAGUGCAGAAGAAAAAUUCAGACAACAAAUGUUAUCGAUGUGGAGGAAAAGGACAUUGGUCACGUACCUGUCGUACGUCAAGGCACCUGGUUGAGCUAUAUCAAGUUUCCCUGAAGGAGGUGAAAAAUAACGCAGAAGCCAACUUUAUCACGGAAGAUACUGUUGAACCCAUGCAUCUAGAUGUAGCGGAUUUCUUUGAGAAUCCCGAAGGAAAGAUAGAUCACCUGAUAGGUGAUGGGUCUGUGAUAAUGUAA